AUGUCCUUGUCUUUCUGGAGCUGGUCAAGGACGUGUGUGCAGCACGGCGUGUUCGGGCUUCCUGGAGUUGUCGAGGAGGGCGUCCCUCUUUUGCUUGAGCUCCCAGAUGAUGGCUUCGUGAGUGUCGGUUGUGGUGCUCAGUUGGGUGUAUUCAUCAGUAUGUGUGGCGAGCUACUCGUUGCGUUCCGUGAUAGCGAAUUGUCUUUAUCCAACGCCGCUGCGCUUUUUGACACAUCAGUCCCGAAUCAAAUUGCUUCUGCCAAGAAAUCUCCGUCUUGGGCUUCCUGGAAACAGGACAUUGAGACCGAGCGCCAAAACAGUAUCAGGAACGAAAUAGCUGAUGUCAUGCUACUGUCCUCCGUCCCAUCAACCGCUAAAACCAUUCACACUUAUACCAUGGCUAAUACGGCUAUUGUGGGUGUUACCUUUUCAUUGCUCUGUCCAGACCAUCAUCUUAACAUGUUUGCUGAUGCCCGGUACAGUAUAAAACUCAACCCAGCUCAACAUUGUCACCACAUUUCUGACUAA
This is a messenger RNA of Sphaeroforma arctica JP610, 528 nucleotides long. RefSeq lists its product as hypothetical. The transcript has 4 exons. Bases 1 to 528 code for a protein of 175 amino acids. The record is from RefSeq and is a predicted model, not a curated record. Lineage: Eukaryota; Ichthyosporea; Ichthyophonida.